AUGCAAUCCCAACACGAAGAAGAGGACAAAGCCUCGACCUCGAGCUUGGGUGAUCGGCACGAGGCACCCAAACCCAUGAUCGAUCCUGCCAUCCUCGACGGCGACGACGACGACGACGACGACGACGACGACGACGACGAGCAGGACGAGGAUGACGACGACGACGAGGACGAGGUGGGUGCCGGCUCACUCUCCAUCACGACCGCCUCGAGAGUGCUGACUCGGGUACGAUCUUCUCCUGCAGGACUCGGACCGUGAAAGGGAUCGCCCACGCAAGAAGAAGGUAUCUUGAAAAUCGGGACUUGUCGUUGCAGCAGAGCCCACCGAGCUGACUCCCGUUCCCCCACUCACUCUACAGAGGAGAAGACGCGCCGGAGGCAAUCAGUUCCUCGAUAUCGAAGCCGAUGUCGAUGAAGAUGAGGACGAGGAGGAAGACGAGGGAGAGGAAGGCUUUGUUGCUAACGGUCAGUCGUGUCGACCGAUGCCUGCUGUUGGGCCAUCUAGCUGAUUCCCCCGGUGAUGACCCCGCUUCGCAGAUGACUUCAUCGUCAAUCAACGACGCGCACCUCGAGGCGGACUGCUCGCGGAUGGCGACGACGACGACAUGGGUGAUUUGGUAGAAGGCGAAGGCGAUCUCGACGGUGACGCGUCCCAUCGAUUGUUGGAUCGGCGACGCAUGGCCAAGCGGGAUCGCGAAGCCGCCGAACUCGCCGCCUCGUUCCGUGACCGCUACGGCAAAUCCAACUACGUGGGUGAAGGCGAUGCGGAAUGGGCACCCAAGGCGCUCUUGAUGCCGGGUGUGAACGACCCAAGUAUUUGGGGUGUCAAGUGCAAGGUACGCUGCCCUUGAGCCACGCCUCAUGUUCGCGGACCUGCUUGCUGACUUGCUUUCCGCUCGACCCACCGAACAGAUUGGCCGAGAACGUGACCUCGUCAUGUCCAUCUCUCGCAAGGCCGCCGCCUUUGCAGCUUCCGACAAUGCUGAGCCGCUCGAGAUUAUCUCGGCCAUGCACCGCGAUUCGCUCAAAGGGUUCAUCUACAUCGAAGCCCGCUCCGAAACGGCCGUGCGCAAGGCGUGCAACGGCCUGCUCAACAUCUACAUCAACGGCAUCAACGGAUUGUUCCUCAUCGACAUUGAAGAGAUGCCCGACUUGCUCAAGACGAAGCAGAAGAAGCCCGAGAUCAACGUCGGCGCUUGGGUACGAAUAAAGCGCGGCAAGCACGCCGGUGACCUCGCGCAAAUCAUCGACUUUGCCGAAAACGACGAAGAGCUCGUGCUCAAAUUCAUCCCUCGCAUCGACCUGACGCCGAAGGAGGACACGCUUGGUUCGGACGGCAAGAAGCGCAAGAAAGGCUCGGGCAACGUCGCGUUCCGACCGCCGCAGAACUUCUUCAACCCCGACGAGAUCGUCAAGAUCUACGGCGGCAAGGAAGUAUCCCGGAAACCGGGGAAGCUGUUCGUCUUCCGAAACGAAGAGUACAGAAACGGCUACUGCGAAAAGUUAA
Molecule: messenger RNA, 1506 nt
Organism: Microbotryum saponariae
Lineage: Eukaryota; Fungi; Basidiomycota; Microbotryomycetes; Microbotryales; Microbotryaceae
Source: the annotation of a GenBank genome assembly